This is a messenger RNA of Girardinichthys multiradiatus, 4504 nucleotides long. Its product is annotated as protein NLRC3-like. The transcript is spliced from 11 exons. Gene Ontology annotation, molecular function: protein binding. The record is from RefSeq and is a predicted model, not a curated record. NCBI's taxonomy places the organism in Eukaryota, Metazoa, Chordata, Actinopteri, Cyprinodontiformes, Goodeidae. The coding region runs from base 79 to 3531 and encodes 1150 amino acids.
CACAUAUCAAGUGUCUUCAACACAUUGGGAAGUUUGAACAAACUCUCCAUGUGUGUGGGCUGAUGUGAACUGAGCAGCAUGGAUCAGUGUGAGGACAGAGAGGACAGAGUCCCUCCCUCUAAAACCCCUCUGUGUGGAGAACAUGAGGACCAGAGCAAAGUUCAGAGGAUCCAACAGACCCUCAAACCAGAACCAGAACCCAGCUGUGUGUCCUUCAAGAGCGAUGCUUCAAAGAAUCUUUUUUUUGAUUUUAAAUCCGAUCAACCUUCAGCUGCAAAGAGAGUGGACCAGCGGAACUCAGAGGUUCCCAGUGGUCCGUCUGCCCAGCAGCAUCAAACACAGUUGGAUUCCAUAUUUAUGCUGCUGGAGGACAACAUUGUUACUUUUGUGAGGAACGAGCUGAAGAAGAUCCAGAAGGUUCUGAGUCCAGAUUACCCAGAAGUCUUAGAGAAUCAGUGGCGGGAUGAGGAGGUGUUGAAUGGCAAGGACGAAGAGCAGAGGAGGAGCAACAGAGAUGCUUUUAUAAAGAUCACACUGAACUUCCUGAAGAAGAUAAAACAGGAGGAUCUGGCUGAACGUCUGCAGAGCAGACUUCUUUCCUCAGUUUGUCAAAAUAAACUUCAAUCUGGUCUGAAGAAGAGGUUCCAGUGUGUGUUUGAGGGGAUCGCUAAAGCAGGAAGACCAACCCUUCUGAACCAGAUCUACACAGAGCUCUACAUCACAGAGGGAGGGACUGGAGAGGUCAAUGAUGAACAUGAGGUCAGACAGAUUGAAACAGCAUCCAGGAAACCACACAGACCAGAAGCAACCAUCAGACAAGAAAACAUCUUUAUAGUCCCACCUGGAAGAGAUCAACCGAUCAGAACAGUGAUGACAAAGGGAGUGGCUGGCAGUGGGAAAACAGUCUUAACUCAGAAGUUCACUCUGGACUGGGCUGAAGACAAAGCCCACCAGAACAUCCAGUUCAUAUUUCCAUUCACUUUCCGAGAGCUGAAUGUGCUGAAAGAGAAAAAGUUCAGCUUGGUGGACCUUGUUCAUCACUUCUUUACUGAAACCAAAGAAAUCUGCAGCUUUGAACACUUCCAGGUUCUGUUCAUCUUUGAUGGUCUGGAUGAGAGUCGACUUCCUCUGGACUUCCACAACAAGGAGACCCUGACUGAUGUUACAGAGUCCACCUCAGUGGAUGUUCUGCUGACAAAUCUCAUUAGGGGGAAACUGCUUCCCUCUGCUCGCCUCUGGAUAACCACACGACCUGCAGCAGCCAAUCAGAUCCCUCCUGAGUGUGUUGGCAUGGUGACAGAGGUCAGAGGGUUCACUGACCCACAGAAGGAGGAGUACUUCAGGAAGAGAUUCAGAGAUGAGGAGCAGGCCAGCAGGAUCAUCUCCCACAUGAAGACAUCAAGAAGCCUCCACAUCAUGUGCCACAUCCCAGUCUUCUGCUGGAUCACUGCUAUGGUUCUGGAGGAUGUGUUGGACAACAAAGAGGGAGGAGAGCUGCCCAACACCCUGACUGAGAUGUACAUCCACUUCCUGGUGGUUCAGACCAAAGUGAAGAAAGUCAAGUAUGAUGGAGAAUCUGUGACUGAUUCACAUUGGAGUCCAGAGAGCAGGAAGAUGAUUGAGUCUCUGGGAAAACUGGCUUUUGAUCAGCUGCAGAAAGGAAACCUGAUCUUCUAUGAAUCAGACCUGACAGAGUGUGGUAUCGAUAUCAGAGCAGCCUCAGUGUACUCAGGAGUGUUCACACAGAUCUUUAGAGAGGAGAGAGGGCUGUACCAGGACAAGGUGUUCUGCUUUGUCCAUCUGAGUGUUCAGGAGUUUCUGGCUGCUCUUCAUGUCAACCUGACCUUCAUCAACUCUGGUGUUAAUCUAAUAGAGGACCAAAAAAACAUUUCUUUUGGGUCUAAAUUACUUAUUAAACCAAGUCUAACAAGUCUCAACCAGAGUGCUGUGGACAAGGCCUUACAGAGUCCAAAUGGACACCUGGACUUGUUCCUCCGUUUCCUCCUGGGUCUUUCAGUGGAGACCAAUCAGACUCUCCUGCAAGGUCUGCUGACAAAGACAGAAAGUAGCUCACAGAUCCAUCAGGAAACAGUUCAAUACAUCUCGAAGUAUUUUAAUGAGAACCUGUCUGCAGAGAAAAGCAUCAACCUGUUCCACUGUCUGAAGGAAUUGAAUGAUCGUUCUCUGGUCCAGGAAAUCCAACAGUCUCUGAGUUCAGAAAGUCUCUCCACAGAGAAACUGUCUCCUGCUCAGUGGUCAGCUCUGGUCUUUAUCUUACUGUCAUCAGGAGAACAUCUGGAUGUGUUUGACCUGGGGAAAUACUGUGCUUCAGAGGAGGCUCUUCUCAGGUUGCUGCCAGUGGUCAAAGCUUCAAACAAAGUUCUAUUGAUGAACUGUAACCUCUCGGAGAGAAGCUGUGAAGUCCUGGCCUCAGUUCUCAGCUCCCAGUCCUCUAAUCUGAGAGAGAUGGACCUGAGUUACAACAAGCUGCAGGAUUCUGGAGUGGAGCUGCUGUCUUUUGGACUGAAGAGUCCACACUGCAAACUGGAAAUUCUCAGAUUGAAGGACUGUGACCUCUCAGGCAGAUGCUUUGACGUUCUGGCCUCAGUUAUCAGCUCCCUGUCCUCUAAUCUGAGAGAGAUGGACCUGAGUUACAACAAGCUGCAGGAAUCUGGAGUUACGCCACUGUCUUCUGGAUUGAAGAGUCCACACUGCAAACUGGAAACUCUUAGACUUAGAUCCUGUAACCUCUCAGGGAGAACUUGUGAAGUUCUGUCAUCAGUUCUUAGCUCCCAGUCCUGCUGUCUGAGAGAGGUUGACCUGCAGAACAACGACCUACAAGAUUCAGGGGAGAAGUUGCUGUCUGGUUCAGACUGUACACUGGAAAUAUUUAGGGAGCCUGCUGGAGUCCGUUGGGUGAAACCAGGUCUGAGGAAGUAUUCCUGUCAGCUCACAAUCGACACAAGCACAGUGAACAGAAAACUCAAACUGUCUGAAGACAACAGGAAGGUGACACGUGUGGAGGAGCUUCAGUCAUAUCCUGAUCAUCCAGACAGAUUUGAUUACUGGCCUCAGCUGCUGUGUAGUGAUGGUCUGACUGGUCGCUGUUACUGGGAGGUUGAGUGGAGAGGAUAUGUUUUUAUAGCAUUGAGUUACAGAGGAAUCAGGAGGAAAGGAGACAGUUAUGACUGUUGGUUUGGAUAUAAUGAUCUGUCCUGGAGUCUGAGUUGCUCUGAUGGUGGUUUCUCUGUGUUGUACAAUAACAGAGUUACACUCAUGUCCCCCUCCUCUUCCACCUCCUCCUCCUCCUCCUCUUCUGUCUCUAACAGAGUAGCAGUGUAUGUGGACUGUCCUGCUGGCAUUCUGUCCUUCUACAGAGUCUCCUCUGACUCACUUAUCCACCUCCACACUUUCAACACCACAUUCACUGAAUCUCUUCAUCCUGGAUUCUGGAUCAGUCCUGGUUCCUCAGUGUUUCUGUCUAAAGAGUCUCCUCCUGUCAUAGAAACACUCUCACUGUUCAACAGAUAGUUCGGUCUCUACAUGUUUGUCUCUUUCACUCAGAAACAUUUUCACAUUCAGCCCCUCCAGGGAUGUGUUCUCUCCCCACUCCUCUUCUCCCUCUACACUAAUGACUGCUCCUCAGCGGACCCGUCUUUGAAACUCCUGAAGUUUACAGAUGACACCACUGUUAUUGGACUGAUCCAGGACAUUGAUGAGUCUGCAUACAGACAGGAGAUGGAUCAGCUGAUACACUGGUGUGGUCAGAACCCCCUGGAACUUAACCCACUCAAGACUGUGGAGAUGAUGUGGACCUCACCAUCCUCAACAACACUGUAUCUGCUGUGGACCAAUUCCGGUUCCUAGGAACCAUCAUUUCUCGAAACUUGAGAUAGUCUUCACAUACAGACAACGUUCAGAAGAAGGUCCAGCAGAGAUUGUACUGUACUUUUGGAAGCUUUUUCAUAAAUUGGUCAAAAAUAUCAUACAGUUCCCCAACAGCAUGUAUCAGGACCAAUAACCAAACAUCUUUCAGCUUCAAUCUUCAGAGGGGCACCAGGCAGGGAUGCCCACUUUCCCCCUCAUUAUUUGCAAUUUUUAUUGAAGCACUAGUGGCAUCAAUCAGGCAAACUAAGAUAUUUAAAGAACAAAAAAUCUGUCUUUAUGCAGAUGAUAUAUUAAUCUCCAGCAUUCGCAAACAUCUGUCUUUCAGGUAAUUGGAUUAUUAAAUUCUUUCUCAAGAAUUUCGGAUUAUUCUAUAAAUUAGUUGAAAUUGACAGGUCUUCCAAUUAACUGUUCUUUCCACAAUUCCCUUAAUACACAACUAUAGUUAGGGAAUAUUACAUACUUGGGUAUUGAUGUUUCUCCUAGAUUGGCAGAGUUAAAACUUAACCACAUCCCGCUUUUAAAAAAAGUGGAAGAUGACCUCUUGUCAAAAUAAGGCGAGAUCUUUCCAUGUAAUCCAUGCAACAUUCAUUAACUGCUCACAGUUAAAUCCAUAAAA